UCUCUGCGUCUGCAACUUUAUCCAGCACAGACUAAAAUACGCUUUUCAUCAAGUGAGGUUUGGAUAUAGUGUGCUUGUGUGUAAAGUUAUCUUAACGUAAAACAUUGCGCAAGAGUUUGGCUGUGAUCCUGUGGUGUGGACUUGAUUUGCAAAUAUUUCGGCUGAAAUUGAUUGAGCUUGCUGUGCAGCUGACAGCCUUCAAGCCAGAAAUGAGCCGAAUGAAGCUGCCUCAAGCUGGACUCCUCGUCUGGAUGUGUGUAAUGAACAGGGUCCUGGACACAGCAGCAGCAUCAUCAGCACUGUCAAUCACCCAGUGUGAGAUCAUGCAGUACACCAGCAUCACCUGUUACUGGAAAACAGCCGAACACCUGAACAUCAGCAGCUACAGGCUUGAGAUUAACAAAACCUCUUGUGAAAGUAAACGCAGCUUCAUCCGGGUGGGUGCCUGUAAUAUCAGCGGCUCUAGCUGCUCCGUUCAGCCCAUCGAUUCAGCAUUACACUGUUUCUGUGCGGAUGUUCUAGCAUUCACAAGCUCCGGAUUCAUACGCUCAGAUCCGUACUUCUUUCAUGGGGUCAAUAAAGUGAAACUGCCUCCUCCACAGAUAAAACAUCUCAAGCCAUCAGAGAGUAGAUCUGAGUGUUUGGAGGUGAUCUGGAGAAUGGAUGAGAGCUUUUCCAAGAGUGAGAAAGCCUACAUAUGGCUCCAAAUGGAGUACACGACACACAACCAGACCCGAUCUCAGACUAUACAAGCAUUUUCCCCGAAUUUUACCAAGGAGGUGUGUCACUUAUACCCAGGAUCCAAGUAUACAGUGAGACUGAGAGCUCAGGACAAUCGAACACACGCUCACUGGAGCUCAUGGACAUCUAAAGACACAACCACAGCGGAGAGAGCUCCGUCUGCGGCUCCCCGGCUGUGGAGACUCAUCCAACCUGCAGAGGAAGCUGGAAGGAGACACCUCACCCUGUUCUGGAAGCCUGUGUCCUGGCCUGAGGUCAAUGGUGUUGUGAUCAGUUACUCAGCAUCCUGUCGCAGUGAGCUUGAUUUAUCCCAGUGGUCCUGUGGCAUUGUAAACGCAUCCAGGCACUUCUGCGAACUCACCGUGUCUGACGAUCCGUGUCACUGCAGCCUGACGGCGACAAACUCUGCUGGGACGUCACCUGCAGCUCACAUCUACAUACCUGCACAUAAGCGUACAGAAGAACUCCCACCUCCUCGGAAUGUCAGCGCCACCCCAUUGGACGACACUCGAUUGAAGGUGGAAUGGAAAGCUGCACUGAACCAAUCAAGUAGCGGCUUUGUGGUGCAGUGGACUUCUGUGCCUUACAGUAAACCAAAUAGUCUGCACUGGGAACAUAUGAAAGAAACUGCAAGAAGUUUUAUUGUCACAGGUCUUCAGCCACGAGUACCAUAUAAUCUGUCGGUCACGAGUCUGUAUGGGGGAAUCGCAGGAAGUGACUUGUCAGUCAUUGCUUUCACACGGGAAGGAGCGCCCUCUGUCGGUCCAAAUAUGACAAUGCUGACGACCAGCAGCAGAAGUGUUUCUCUGAAAUGGGACCCUGUUCCUUUAGAGAAGCUUCAUGGCAUCAUUCAGAACUACACCAUUCUGUACAGCAUAAAUGGCAAAGGCGAAAGUUUGAAGGUAGGCAAUGAAGUUAAACAGAAAACUCUCACUGGACUGAUGGAAGGAACCUAUAACAUCUGCGUAAUGGCUCAUACUGCGGUAGGGGGCGCCACUGGGCCCUGUCAGAUGGUGGUUGUGGGGCUUGAGGAUGUACAAGUGAUUCCCAUACUCCUGUGUGCACCUCCGCUGUGUUUUCUGAUUCUAAUCAUUCCAGUAUGCAUGAGAGUAAGGAUUAAAAAGUGUCUGUGUCCGACUGUACCAGACCCUUCAAAAAGCAGCCUGUCUGUCUGGUCUACCACUAAACCGUGUCAGCAUAAGCUACCAUCCUUGUCGCCCAUGAGCUCCAUCAUCUCUGUGGGUCAAGCUACAAUCUAUCAAGAUUGUUGUGAAAAAGACAACGUCCCCGUCCAGGUGUUCACCUACCACACUGUUCCACAUGACAGCAAUGAGCCCAAAACCAAGACCUACAACAACACUUCUGCUACAACAUACCAGGACAUUAAACUCACACCAGCUCAAGCUUUCCCAACACAUUUCCUCAACCAGAGCUACACCAUACCAGACCAAGUCAUUCCUGCUGUAUAUAAAGACGACCCACAGCCAGCAUCUGACGAUCUAUUGUUUGAUUCGCUCUUCACCCACAAAGGAAAUCAAGCAGAUUUAUGCGGCUACAUCCACGUGUCUCAGAGCUACGCACCGGUCAUUACGACCAUAGACGAGUACAGGACUCUCAACCUGGAUGAGUGUCCGCAUUUCGUACAGGUUUUACCAGAGAACACCAGCACGAAGUUCACUGCAGCGUAAAGACAACGAAUCUUACAUGACUGGGAUUUCACAAUCCCAUUCUCUCCAGCCUGCCAAAACAUGAGCCCUCAAAUAAACUACCAUCUCUGUGUGCUUUCUGAUUGACAGAUAUACACAGGCUUGUGCACUAACAGAAUAGCUGAAAUGGCAUAAGGCUGGUACGUAAAGCUGGAUGCAGUUAAAAAUCUGAGUAUAGACAGCCUCAGUCAGUUACAAUAGUUGCACUGGACUUGCAAUAGUUUCAUGGGCAGGUUCAAGAGAUUGCAUCCGAUUGCCAUUCUGCCUGAUACUUGAAAAUGAAUUGUGAGCUUUUUCCAAGCAGCCUUUUUAUCUGAGCACCUCCCGUCAGAUCUUGUCCAGGUCAAGGACACUACAUGAGGGCCGCUAGUCAUUUCCACAUGUGACACCUCUCUCACAAAACCACUCUGGUCUUGUGUCAAAUGUGCAUAAACUGCUGAUACCAGUUGCCAGAUUCAUGGAAAAAAUGUGCCGAGUAGGAACAUUUGCUUUUGUUGCAUGGAAACUUGGCCUUUAUUUGCUAUUUCUGAGAUAAAACAGUGGCAUUUUACUGGUGACAUAUUGCUUUUCUCAUUUGUAUUAGCAAAUGGUGCUUGAACAAUGCAAGUGUCCACAUUAUGGUACAUUCGUAUUGUGAUAUUCGGUUUAAUAUGACAUUUUUAUUGUGGAAUUAGACGUCGUAAACCUUCCCAUUUCUGUUGACACAAUAAAGGAUAAACAGCCUCCAAUGGGACAACACAUUCCACUUUUUUGGACUGAUGACAUCAUGGACACCUUGGAGUUUUAUGGGCCUGUUUAACUAGUGGUGGGGGGGUAUGUUUUUUAUUGUGUAUUUUCGAUGUAGCACUGCUGCUUGUGUUACACAUGUCAUCUCCUGCUUUCUGCUCUGUCCUGGUUCCCUCUGUUAAUCUUUUGGCUGAUAAUUGAGUUUACAAAACUCAAACCUAACUGGUUUUAGGUAUCAGAACUCAGACACAACUGAUUUUAGAUAUCAGACAGAAAUCAAUCCUAACUAGUUUUAGGUAUCAGACAGAGCUUAAUCUUAACUGGUUUUAGACAUCAGACAGAACUCAAUCCUAACUAGUUUUAGGUAUCAUGACUCAAUCCUAACCGGAUUUAGGUAUCAGACAGAGCUUAAUCUUAACUGGUUUUAGAUAUCAGACAGAACUCAAUCCUAACUGGUUUUAGGUAUUAGACAGAACUCAAUUUUAACUGAUAUCAGAAACAAGAUCCCAUCAGAAGACAUCCAUUUUGUCUGGUGGAAGCUAUUUUAGUAUGUGAAUCAGACUGGUAACCUGGAAAGCUGUGGAAAACAAAAUAACCCACCUGAUCUGAACUAUAUAUAUAUUGUUUUAUUUCCUACUGAAUUCCAAAAUAAUGUCAAAGGUUUAUUUUUGUGAACUGUAUCUGAAGAUAAACCAGAUUCUGCGGAAAAGGAAAGGACAGUGAGAGGGACACUCGGCAUCAGGAACAUUUUGUUGGGAAUGCUGUGGCUUCGGGCCAGAGUUCACCACCACCGGUUCAUCUUUCCUGCGACUGGAAUUCCCGAUAAAGUCCCUCUUUGUUUGGACAGAGACGGGCAAGGGCAGUGUCACACAUACAUCCGGCUCUAGAGAGUUGAUCUUUGGCGACAGGAGUGCAGAUCGGCCGCGUGCCAGAGCUGGUGCAGCAAUAUUUAUUGUGGAUGAAAUGUGCUAUUGUUGACAGUAGAUGGAUAUUCACACUGACCUGCCAGAGCCGUGCGGAUCGUUAGUGCAUAACAUGCUCCAUGCAUUCCACCAUUCCAUCGGGAAUUUGUCAGCCUGUGAAUAUGGCUCAAAAAGGAAUGGAUUAAAGCUUAGAACAAUAUUUGUCAUUCCUGUAGUGAUGUUGAGAAACUCAAGUCUCUGUACAGCAUGUAUAUAUUCUGAUAAAGCACAUGUUAUUAUUUGUCUAA
Labeo rohita (rohu) is the source of this 4383-nucleotide messenger RNA. Its product is annotated as interleukin-6 receptor subunit beta. Gene Ontology annotation, biological process: cytokine-mediated signaling pathway. NCBI's taxonomy places the organism in Eukaryota, Metazoa, Chordata, Actinopteri, Cypriniformes, Cyprinidae. The record is from RefSeq and is a predicted model, not a curated record. Gene Ontology annotation, cellular component: signaling receptor complex; external side of plasma membrane. Gene Ontology annotation, molecular function: cytokine receptor activity; cytokine binding. The coding region runs from base 210 to 2429 and encodes 739 amino acids. The transcript is spliced from 15 exons.